Molecule: messenger RNA, 1065 nt
Organism: Trichobilharzia regenti
Lineage: Eukaryota; Metazoa; Platyhelminthes; Trematoda; Strigeidida; Schistosomatidae
Source: the annotation of a GenBank genome assembly
CAACAUCGUUGAACAAGAAUAACAUGACUGAGAAACACUGUCUGAUACUGACGUUUGUUUGGACGUUGUUUCAAUUGGUUUACGUCCUGUGCAAUGGAAUAUCUCCGACUGAAAGAAUUAAAUUCAACACGCUGAUCAAAAAUUACAGCAAGCUCUAUGGCCGUUACAAAACUGCUGAAUGCGCAGCAUUAUUGGCACUGACAUCACCAGAUAUCAGUUCGACUCUUUGUGAUUUUAACUAUGUUAUUCACAACAACAAGUUUCAGAUAUUUGCGAAAACUUCCAUGGAAUAUCUGAGCAGACUGAAACGCGACUGCAGAUGGAAUUAUGAGGAGGGAUUUUCUGAGCUGUUCAAGAUAUUCAAGGUCUUUGUUACCUUCGUAAAAUCUCUUAACGAUGCAUGGAUGGCUAGAAAAGAUCUGUUUAUCUCAACAGCUUUGUACUAUAAAAAUGCCGAUAUUCAGAUGAGACAAUACUAUUUUGGAAGUAAUCAGUUUAUAGGAGAAGACUUGGGAAUUGCUACUGAAUCAGAAUUCGUCAAAUUAAGAAGAACUGUCGAGCAGAAGUGUCAGAUAAUGUCAGGAAUACAAAUAGAUGCGAAGACUGCCAAAGAAUUUUUCAAGAAAUCAGAUGGGAGAAAUGCACCAAUGUCUGAAUUCAAGGAAGCUGUUGUUCAACUGGUUUCUGAAGUAGAAAAGGUCGAGAAACACAGAAUCAACAGGCUUCACACACAGUUGCCAUUGGAUAUUAUGAAUACAGCUCUGUAUGCAUUGAAACCAGGGCGUGAUCGCGACGUUGAAACAGUACUUGUGGUACAGUGUGGAAUUUUCAGCACAUAUCUACAAUAUUGCAUCUAAUUUCAUCGUACAUUUAAAAGGAGUAUUAUAAAAAAAAUAAAAUAAAAUAUAUCAAAAAAAACAACAAAAAUCCAAAAAAAAGAAACACAGAAAUUCACCUGAGUGUCUCAAGUGUGAAGAUGCCUGAGGAUGGUCUGCGAGGCGAGUGGGUGCGUGUCCAUUAUUUCCAAAAAAUAGUCAAGUUUCACUGAGAUACUUGUUUUAUUCA